AAAUUGUGAUGUUUUUGUUUUUAUAGUUAGAAAAUGUGUAUUAAUCUCUCCAAUUUCCAAAUUUUACGUGUUUCCAAACGUAUAUGUGAUAUAGGUGUCUAGUGCAGAAUGUGAUAGAUUGCUUUCAUACUUGUUAUAAAUCGCACAAGAAGAGUAUGCUUAUUCAAAUGCAUGAUAUUCUACUGAUGUUUGUCCUUCUGAAAUUUGUGGUUAACUGUGAUAACUCUUGGAAAGGCUCCUCGCCAAAUGUUGGCACUGUCAUAUUCAACAAAAAAGAUUUGAACGGUGCAAAGUGUUGGAGUAGAGAAGAAAUAUCCGUUCUCUAUGCUAGGAGCAGAGUUCAGACUCUCCUGCCUAAUCGCAUGAUUGGUUCAGUUGAGGAUACAAUUGAGUAUCUGGUAAUGUGCUUUGAAACCUCACAAAGUUUGAUCAGCUCAAAGUCAACCUACAUGUUUAUUAUUGAUGCUUUGUCAGAUACAUUUGGAGGCUACAUGCAGGUUUAUGGUCUGCCUUUGACAAAGAAGUUGUUCUACGAGGGAAAUAUCAGUGUAGGCACAGCCAUGGACGCAUUCCAGUUCCAAGAAGAUAUUAAAGAAUCACUGAAUACAGAUGGCAGAGGUUGGGUUGAGCCUAUCAAGAUCAAGGAUGAUGUAUGUCCGGCAAAGGCGUUUGAUCUACAAUGUAGAAGCGAGGUGGGCUAUUGUGAUCAAAUCUAUAUGAACGAUAGAACAUGCAGCGAUGGAAAUGAUACAGAAUGUCAACGAAUCUCCAACAUUCCAAUGCCAAUGGUGGAUGCACGACUUGAUCCUCAAGUUGUUGCAUUCCCUAUCAAAAAUAUGACAAUGUGUAGUCUAUCUGGACCAUCUUCUAAUGGAGCAGUAAUGGGUUACUAUGUGAUGAGCAUGUGUUGCAUCAAAGAAAUAUCUUCGAGAACUGAGUUGGGUUGCAGAAACGAGACAGAAACCUGGAAUAAGAGUUUCAAAGGUUGGUUGGAAAGGACAUUCAUUGGGCAUUUGGAUGAUCAGGUGUUGUACCCGGCUUUCGGCGGGGUUUUACAAAUAGUGAGACGAGUGAACAUGGACAUUUGCUUUGGAGAAACUGUUUCACAGGGGGGACAAACCUCAACUAAUGAGAAUGCUGAGAAAGAAACUAACCGUCUUUACAGAAGAUUCAUCCGUCCACUUUUGAUAAUGCUUCUAAUUGUGGGGCUGUGCUACUUGCUGCUUCGUGCAUGUUUCUGUUGUUUGCCUUGCGCGUGUCCCACCUACGACUCCGAUGAUCCCGAGAGUCGUCCCCUGAAGGGCGCACUGUCUGCAACAGCAUUCUGCUGCAGUGAGAGCGCCUCCACAGAAGAAAUUGAAAACGAUCCGUACAAAACUUGUGACAUUUGUGGUCUAAGGCAGAGAUCUGAUCCUCAAAUCUAUGGUAAACGUGAUGGCGCUUAUCGUCAUUCAUGAGAAAACUACAAUGAGUUGAUGAUGAAAAAUACCUGGAAAAUAUUAUGUCAAACGUGAGAGUGCUUCUCUUUUUCAUAUAAAUUCAACUUGUAUUGAGAGAGGAAGCAGUACGAGGACAAUGAGAAUAAAUCGAUUCAUAAAUUUAUUUUGAAAUUUAUAAUUGAUUUCAGAACAAAAUCAACAAGAUAAAUGUGGAAAAUCAUAUAAAAUAAUUUUAAUAUUAUGUUAAUCAAUUACUGAUUGAUAUACUUAUAUUAAACAUAUAUCACUCAUCGAUAUACUUGAUAUUGAGUUCAUUAUACCCAUUAUAAGAGUUCUUUAUAAAAAAUAUGACAGAUGAGAUCUAAAGAAAAGUACACAAGAAUAACUACUUCAGAUAUAACGUCUCUGCUAAGCGAUCAAUAAAUGGAUGUUCAAAUAAAUCAUUUACUGUUCUAAACGUAACAAUAAUGUUAAAAACGUAUUAUUCUACUCUAUCUAGUUGAUUGCAUCAACUGAAUAAGGACUACUCACACUGAGUUGAAAGAGAAUCUUACUUUAUAAUUAACUUUUAGCAAAAUUAUUGAAAUUGUCAAUUUUAUAAGGAUAACAUUCAUUAUGACUCUGUCAAAAGUCAUGGAACAAUCAAUUCACUAUAUUCCACUUAGCUUG
Messenger RNA from Nilaparvata lugens (brown planthopper), 2108 nucleotides. RefSeq lists its product as uncharacterized. The coding region runs from base 156 to 1457 and encodes 433 amino acids. Lineage: Eukaryota; Metazoa; Arthropoda; Insecta; Hemiptera; Delphacidae. The record is from RefSeq and is a predicted model, not a curated record. The transcript has a single exon.